AUGGCAAUGAGUCAUGGUUCAUCGAUCUUGGUUGGAUCAAUAAUUUAUAUGGUCUUAGGAGUAGCUGCAUGUUUUGGGUUCAAUUCUUAUGUUUCUAAAAAAACAAAAAAUCCCCAUGAUGUUCCUGAAAAUAGAACAAUAACUCUUGUAAGUGUGACUAUUGCUACAUUUUGUGCUUGGUUAAUGUGGGUGGUCGCAUAUAUGGCAUAAAUGAAUCCAAUAAUUACACCAGAAUGGGAAAAUCAUUAACCAAGUUAAAAAGAUUGAGUAUUGUAUUCGCAUUUCAUAAAAUAAAUUAAAUUAUUUACUUA
Paramecium tetraurelia is the source of this 311-nucleotide messenger RNA. RefSeq lists its product as uncharacterized. NCBI's taxonomy places the organism in Eukaryota, Ciliophora, Oligohymenophorea, Peniculida, Parameciidae. Gene Ontology annotation, cellular component: proton-transporting V-type ATPase, V0 domain. Gene Ontology annotation, biological process: proton transmembrane transport. The transcript is spliced from 2 exons. The record is from RefSeq and is a predicted model, not a curated record. Gene Ontology annotation, molecular function: proton-transporting ATPase activity, rotational mechanism.